Suricata suricatta (meerkat) is the source of this 633-nucleotide messenger RNA. Its product is annotated as protein shisa-9-like. Gene Ontology annotation, biological process: regulation of AMPA receptor activity; regulation of short-term neuronal synaptic plasticity. Lineage: Eukaryota; Metazoa; Chordata; Mammalia; Carnivora; Herpestidae. The coding region runs from base 1 to 633 and encodes 210 amino acids. The transcript has 3 exons. Gene Ontology annotation, cellular component: postsynaptic density; AMPA glutamate receptor complex; dendritic spine membrane. The record is from RefSeq and is a predicted model, not a curated record.
AUGAUUGGCUAUUUGACGCUGGGCGGCGUGCUAGUGCUGGCUGGGGGCAACCGCUCCGGGGCCGCCUCCGGAGAGGCCGGCGAGGGCGCGGGGGUCUCGGACGCGCCCCCGACCCGGGCGCCCACGCCGGACUUCUGCCGGGGCUACUUCGAUGUCAUGGGCCAGUGGGACCCGCCGUUCAACUGCAGCUCGGGCGACUUCAUCUUCUGCUGCGGGACUUGUGGCUUCCGGUUCUGCUGCACGUUUAAGAAGCGGCGACUGAACCAGAGCACCUGCACCAACUACGACACCCCGCUGUGGCUGAACACCGGCAAGCCCCCCGCGCGCAAGGACGACCCCCUGCACGACCCCACCAAGGACAAGACCAACCUGAUCGUUUACAUCAUCUGCGGGGUGGUGGCCGUCAUGGUGCUAGUAGGCAUCUUCACCAAGCUGGGGCUGGAGAAAGCGCACCGGCCCCAAAGGGAGCACAUGUCCAGGCGCCUCUCUCCCUCCUCUUCCCUCUCCACCUUUCCCCGGGCAAUGGCGCUUCCCCCACCCCCCGCGUCUCCGCUAGGGGAGGUCGCCCGGGAAGCCAACUUCGGCUCCGAGCGCGGAGAGGGGGCGCUGGGCUCCGCACAGGUGUGGAUUUGA